AGAACCGGAGAAGGGGAAAUCAAAUUUGGUUGCAGAGACAAGGGAAGAUCACAAGUAUUGGUGAUAUCAAAGUUGCAGGAACGAAGUGAAUGGUAACGCUAAAAUGAAUCAACUCAAUCCUCACAGCACGCCGACCAGUAACGCAGAUCCAAUUGAACCUCGGCCGAACUCCAUUGAUAAUUUUCCUCAAGCUCACCCUGUCCAGCCUCAACCCCAGACCCGGCGACCACGUGGGUUCGCAGCCACGGCGGCUGCUGCGGCCUCCAUGGCGCCGACCACCAGCACCACUCCCACCAUCACCACCACUAGCAACAACAAUAGUAGUGGCAAUAGCAGCACCAGCAGCAAGGGUAAGAGAGAGAGGGAAAAAGAGAAGGAGAGGACUAAGCUCAGAGAGCGACACCGGCGUGCAAUCACCAGUAGGAUGCUUGCUGGAUUAAGGCAGUAUGGAAAUUUUCCACUCCCGGCUCGUGCUGACAUGAAUGAUGUGCUUGCUGCCUUGGCUCGUGAGGCUGGCUGGACUGUUGAGCCUGAUGGCACUACCUACAGACAGUCACCUCCUCCUCAUCAAAUGGCUUCAUUUCCUGUGAGGUCAGUUGAGAGCCCACUUCCUUCUGCGUCUUUCAAGAACUCAUCUGUGAAACCAGCAUUAGACGGUCAGCAGUCAAUUCUUAGAAUCAACGAGAGCCUCUCACCGGCAUCACUUGAUUCUGUUGUCAUCACUGAGAGAGAUACAAGGAGUGAGAGAUAUACAAGUGCCAGUCCUAUCAAUUCUGUUGAAUGCUUGCAGGCUGACCAGCUUAUAACUGAUGUUCGUUCUGGGGAGCAUGGGACUAAUUUUACUGGAACUCCAUACGUCCCUGUUUAUGUAAUGCUUCCGGCUGGCGUCAUCAACAAUUUCUGCCAGUUGGUGGAUCCUGAAGGUGUUAGACAGGAGCUAAGUUACUUGAAGUCUUUGAAUGUAGAUGGAGUCAGUGUAGCUUGUUGGUGGGGAAUUGUUGAACGCUGGAACCCUCAGAAGUUUGUUUGGUAUGGCUAUAGGGAGCUGUUCAACAUCAUCCAAGAGUUCAAGCUCAAGUUACAAGUUGGACUUGGAGCAUCUGGAGAGCUGAAAUAUCCAUCUUUCCCGGAAAGAAUGGGUUGGAGGUAUCCUGGUAUCGGUGAGUUUCAGUGUUAUGAUAAGUAUUUACAGCAAAAUCUACAGAAAGCAGCUAAAUUGCGGGGACACUCAUUUUGGGCCAGGGGACCUGACAAUUCUGGUCAAUACAAUUCACUGCCCCAUGAAACUGGUUUUUUCUGUGAAAGAGGUGAUUAUGAUAGUUACUAUGGCCGCUUUUUCCUCCACUGGUAUUCCCAGUCACUAAUAGAGCAUGCUGACAAUGUUUUGUCACUCGCAAGUCUUGCAUUUGAGGAGACAAGGAUUAUUGUCAAGGUUCCUGCAGUUUAUUGGUGGUAUAAAACUACAAGUCAUGCAGCAGAGCUCACAGCAGGAUAUUAUAAUCCUACCAACCAGGAAGGAUAUGCUCCAGUUUUUGAGGUUUUGAAGAAAUACUCGGUUAUAAUGAAGUUCGUGUGUCCUGGGUUGCAGAUGAGUACUGAAAAUUAUGAGCAAUUAGCAGAUCCAGAAGGUUUGAGUUGGCAGGUUCUUAAUUCAGCCUGGGAUCGUGGAUUGACCGUAGCUGGGGAAAAUGCACUUUCAUGUUAUGAUAGGGAAGGGUGCAUGAGAAUAGUUGAGAUGGCCAAGCCAAGAAAUGAUCCUGAUCGACGCCACUUCUCCUUCUUCACAUAUCAACAGCCAACUCCUUUGGUUCAAGGGACAAUCUGUUUUUCAGAUCUAGAUCACUUCACAAAAUGCAUGCAUGGAGAUAUAGUAAGUGAUUUGGUAUCGUGAUAGAAUGCCUUGAGAACUUGGGUACCCGUGUAUAACACACUCUUAAAUUGCAAGCCAAUUUACUGACAAGAAAGAUAUAGGUUUUAUUGUAUGUGGUAGAUCUAAAGUAAUGUAUAUUAAAAUGAUACAUCUUCUGAAGCAGAGGGCUCUUGCCUUGGGGCCAGAUAGGAGUUGUAGAAGUAGUUCCAAA
Carica papaya (papaya) is the source of this 2081-nucleotide messenger RNA. The record is from RefSeq and is a predicted model, not a curated record. Lineage: Eukaryota; Viridiplantae; Streptophyta; Magnoliopsida; Brassicales; Caricaceae.